This is a messenger RNA of Paramecium sonneborni, 503 nucleotides long. Lineage: Eukaryota; Ciliophora; Oligohymenophorea; Peniculida; Parameciidae. The record is from the annotation of a GenBank genome assembly.
AUGCAUCAAGAACUCUAAAAGUUGGAAUAAAUGAAUAAUUAAGAGUUAGAAUUGGUGAAGUAGGUUUAUGAAUAAAAGGUAAAUCCGUUUUUAAGUAUUUUGAGAUAGUAUAUUUAAAUACGAGAAUUUACAUGCUCUCAAAAGAACUGGAGUAAAAAACGUUUGAAGUAUCAAAGAUAAAAAGGAGUUAAAUUAUUGUUUAAGAGGAUCCAAUUCAAGAAGAUAACUUAAUAGAAUUAGAGAGAGUGAAAACUUAGGAUUUAAUUAAUGAAACCAUAGAAAAUAUGGAGUAAGAGUUAUCUGAAGUGAAAUCAAAGUAUUCAAAAGAAUUAUCAGAGUUAUAAAUAUAGUUGUGGAAAAGAGAUUUGAUGAUAGAGUAAUUAAAUAUCGAAAUAUAAAUGUAUAAAAAUUGUUAAAAUUAAAAUCUCGACAAAAUGAAAGUGGAUUAUCUCUCGUAAUUGAUUGAGAUAGUUUAGGAUAUCUAAAUAUAAAUUUAACAAUGA